AUGAAGUUGGUUGUGCUGCAGCUCGAUUCAAACCACUUCACUGGCUUAUUGCCACAAAACUUAUGUCAGAGUGGAUCUCUUAGAAACUUUACUGCAUACGACAAUCAUCUCAUAGGUCCAAUACCGAAAACCUUGAGAAACUGCGUGAGCUUAAAUAGAGUCCGCCUUGAAAGAAAUCAACUCCUUGGAAAUAUAUCUGAAGAUUUUGGUGCCUAUAGUAAACUGAAGUUCAUGGACCUAAGUUACAAUAGAUUUUACGGUGAAAUCUCACACAAUUGGAGCAAGUGCCCACAACUAACCGCCCUACGUAUUACUGGGAACAAUAUUACUGGUGGCAUACCUCUUGUAAUUGGAGAUUCAAUUCAACUCCAAUUACUUGAUCUUUCUUUUAAUAAGUUAGUUGGGGAGCUUUCAAAAGAAUUUGGAAAGUUGACUUCCUUGUUGGAAUUGAUGUUGAAUGGAAAUCAACUUUCAGGGGAUAUAUCUCUGGAGCUUGGGUUGUUAACAAAUCUUGAGUAUUUGGAUCUAUCCACCAACAAAUUCACCAACUCAAUCCCCAAAAAUGUGGGGACCCUUUUGAAACUAAAUUACUUGAAUAUGAGCAACAACAAAUUUAGCCAAGGCAUUCCAGUUGAGUUGUGUAAUUUACCACAUUUGUCACAGCUAGAUUUAAGUUAUAACUUGCUCGAAAGAGAGAUACCUUCACAAAUCCACAAAUUGCAAAGUUUGGAGGUAUUGAAUGUCUCCCAUAAUAAACUCUCUGGUUUCAUUCUGAUUGCAUUUGAAAAAAUGCGUGGGCUGUCAGAUGUUGACAUAUCCUUCAAUGAGUUGGAGGGUCCUCUUCCCAAUAGCAAAGCAUUUCAAAAUGCACCCAUAGAAGCAUUAAGACAUAAUAAGGGAUUGUGUGGAAAUGUUACAGGAUUGAAACACUGUGUGGAAAUCAUAGACACAACUGAGGGAUUUGAUGCUAAAUUUUGCAUUGGGAAGGGAGGAAAUGGAAUUGUCUAUAAAGCCAAGCUAAAAUCAAGAAAAUUCGGCAUUAACAGAAAUUCGGCAUCGAAAUAUUGUAAAAUUGCAUGGCUUUUGUUCACAUUCACAAUUCUCAAUUUGAUUUAUGAGUACCUUGAAAGGGGUAGCUUGGCCACAAUUUUGAGCGAUGAUGGAGGAGCUAAAGAAUUGGAUUGGAGCAAGAGAGUGAAUAUCAUCAAAGGUGUGGUGCACGCUUUGUCUUACUUGCACCAUGAUUGCUCACCACCAAUUGUUCACAGGGACAUAUCAAGCAAAAAUGUUUUGCUGGAUUCAGAGUAUGAGGCUCAUGUUUCAGACUUUGGCAUAGCUAAGCUUCUUAAUCAAGACUCAUCCAAUUGGACUUCAUUUGCUGGCACAUAUGGAUAUAUUGCACCAAAGUUUGCUUAUACGAUGAAGAUAACUGAGAAGUGCGAUGUGUUUAGCUUUGGAGUUUUGGCUAUUGAAGUGAUCCAAGGAAGGCAUCCUGGUGAAACCAUCUCCACUUUAUCUGCUUCAUCUGUGGGAGAGAAUUUAUUGCUGAAUGAUUUGUUAGAUAUACGUCUUCUGCCUCCCACUCUUGAGGUUGAGAAUCAAUUGAUACUCAUUGUAAAGUUGGCAAUUGCAUUCUUGAAUGCUAAUCCAGAAUCUAGACCAACCAUGCACAUGGUCUCUCAAGUGUUAUCAAGAUGAACUGCACUUUCCUAGAGCCAUCCACAGUCUAACUAGGACAAGAAAGGAUAUGAAUUAUAUAUGACACUAUAUUCUGUCAAAUUUAUGUUGUUGAAGGAAAUUGUU
Messenger RNA from Quercus robur (English oak), 1803 nucleotides. RefSeq names its product MDIS1-interacting receptor like kinase 2-like. The record is from RefSeq and is a predicted model, not a curated record. Gene Ontology annotation, molecular function: ATP binding; protein kinase activity; protein binding. NCBI's taxonomy places the organism in Eukaryota, Viridiplantae, Streptophyta, Magnoliopsida, Fagales, Fagaceae. The coding region runs from base 1 to 1698 and encodes 565 amino acids. Gene Ontology annotation, biological process: protein phosphorylation. The transcript has 4 exons.